AUGACAGAAUCACCCCUGAAAGUGUGCAUCGUGGGCUCGGGGAACUGGGGUUCAGCUAUUGCAAGAAUAAUUGGUAAUAAUGUCAUGAAACUUCAGAAGUUUGCCUCCACGGUCAAGAUGUGGGUCUUUGAAGAAAUGGUUAAUGGGAGAAAACUGAUAGACAUCAUAAAUAACGACCAUGAAAAUGUAAAAUAUCUCCCUGGACACAAGCUGCCAGACAAUGUGAUUGCAGUCCCCAGCCUCAGUGAGGUUGUGUGGGACGCAGACCUGCUGGUGUUUGUGAUCCCCCACCAGUUCAUCAACAGCAUCUGCGAGGAGAUCUCUGGGAAAGUGCCCAAGGGCGCCCUGGGCAUCAGCCUCAUCAAGGGCAUAGAUGAGGGUUCCCAGGGGCUGAAGCUCAUUUCUGACAUCAUCCGAGAGAAGAUGGACAUUGACGUCAGUGUGCUCAUGGGCGCCAACACUGCCAAUGAGGUGGCUGCGGAGAAGUUCUGUGAGACCACCAUCGGCAGCAAGGUAAUGGAGCACGGCCUCCUCUUCAAAGAACUUCUGCAGACUCCAAAUUUUCGAAUUAAAGUUGUUGCUGAGGCAGACGCUGUUGAACUUUGUGGCGCCCUGAAGAACAUCGUGGCCGUGGGAGCCGGGUUCUGCGACGGCCUCCACUGCGGCGACAACACCAAAGCUGCCGUCAUCCGCCUGGGGCUCAUGGAAAUGAUCGCCUUUGCCAGGAUCUUCUGCAAGGGCCGCGUGUCCAAAGCCACCUUCCUGGAGAGCUGCGGCGUGGCCGACCUGAUCACUACCUGCUACGCGGGCCGGAACCGCAAGGUAGCUGAAGCCUUUGCGGCGACCGGCAAGACCGUUGAAGAAUUGGAGAAGGAGAUGCUGAACGGGCAGAAGCUGCAAGGACCACAGACUGCCACCGAGGUGUACGGCAUCCUCAAACCGCAGGGACUGCUGGACAAGUUUCCAUUGUUCACGGCGGUGUACCAGAUCUGCUACGAAGGCAGGCCUGUUGAAGAGAUGCUGUCUUGUCUCCAGAAUCAUCCGGAGUAUACAUAA
Messenger RNA from Budorcas taxicolor (takin), 1056 nucleotides. RefSeq names its product glycerol-3-phosphate dehydrogenase 1-like protein. The record is from RefSeq and is a predicted model, not a curated record. The coding region runs from base 1 to 1056 and encodes 351 amino acids. The transcript has a single exon. Gene Ontology annotation, molecular function: protein homodimerization activity; NAD binding; glycerol-3-phosphate dehydrogenase [NAD(P)+] activity. Gene Ontology annotation, biological process: carbohydrate metabolic process; glycerol-3-phosphate catabolic process. Lineage: Eukaryota; Metazoa; Chordata; Mammalia; Artiodactyla; Bovidae. Gene Ontology annotation, cellular component: glycerol-3-phosphate dehydrogenase (FAD) complex; cytosol.